This is a messenger RNA of Nothoprocta perdicaria, 2917 nucleotides long. It is a transcript of the gene TMEM8B, whose product is annotated as transmembrane protein 8B. Gene Ontology annotation, cellular component: plasma membrane. The record is from RefSeq and is a predicted model, not a curated record. The transcript is spliced from 13 exons. Bases 19 to 2334 code for a protein of 771 amino acids. NCBI's taxonomy places the organism in Eukaryota, Metazoa, Chordata, Aves, Tinamiformes, Tinamidae.
GUACAAGGAGCUCAUGCAAUGGGGCACAGGGAGCGUGCAAGUGACGGGCUCUUCGUGACCGACUACUUCACCCGCACACCACGCAAGCUCAGCCCCUUCCGCUCCUUUGCCAGCAUCGAGCUCUUCCACUUCCACAUCCCCGAGGACACGGUCAUCGCCGUCUGGAACCUCAUCACCUUCAAGGAGCAGGGUGGCACCUUCGGGGACCAGUGCCCAGACCGCAGCAUCACCGUGUAUUUCCGCUCAGGGGCUCCUCCUGUCAUUAACCCGCUGCACACGCACUUCCCCAGGGACACGGCUGUCCCUGGCUCCUUCGCGCUGACGCUCACGUGGACCCUGCCGAACCGGACCACGGGGGUGUUCAAUGUCACCAGCCCGCUGCCCGGGGACUGGUUCCUGGCUGCCCACCUGCCCAAAGAUGAGGGCAAGAUCUCUGUCAAGGGGCUCUACGAGGAGUGCCAGUAUCUCUUCCAGCCGCAGCUCAUCGUGCAGCGCCUGGUGAACAUCGCCGUGCUGUACCCCGGCUACGCCAGCGAGCAGAGCAUGGCCCCCCACAACCGCUCCUGCCUCUACAAGGUGUUCGUGCCCAGCUACACGUGGCGCGUGCAGGUGGAGGUGCUGCGGUGCCGCGGCGCCGGGGGCUGCCCGCUGUGGCUGCGCGUGCGGGCCAAGGCGCCGCCGCUGCACAACUCCACGGCGCUGGACUGCCGGGAGCAGGCGCCGUGCCGCCUGGCGCUGGACCUGCCCUUCUGGCAGCACUGGUACUACGUGCUGGUGGAGAGGCACCCCGGCGUGCCCGGCACCGUCUCCUUCCAGCUCACCGUGCAGCUCACAGACUGCUCCAGAGCCAGCGUGGCCCGGCCGCCCUUCCUGCCCCCCAGUGCCUCCAUGAACAUGCCGCACUCCUUCGGCUCGGCGGGCGGCUUGGCCCUGGCCGACAGCCCCCCGCCCGCCGGCCCCAACAGCACCCGGCAGCCGAGCGGCGCCCCCGCGGCGCUGCCGGCGGGCGAGCGGUGCUGGCCCGUGCGGCCCACGCUGCGCAACGAGCUCGACACCUUCUCCGUCCACUUCUACAUCUUCUUCGGGCCCAACGUGUCGGUGCCGCCCGACCGCCCCGCUGUCUUCGUCAUCAACCUGCUGCCCGUGCUGGACAGCGGCGGGGUGCUCAACCUGGAGCUGCGGCUCAACGUGAGCUCCCUGUGCGGUGAAAACGUGACGGUGUUCGGGUGCCUCAACCACGAGGUCCCGCUGACGUCCGGGGACAACGCGUCCGUCACCUGCGCCACAGAGUCCCUGGCGGGUUUCCUGCUCUCCGUCAACGCCUCGGCCAGCCUGAGCCGCCUGCGCAUCCCCUACCCACAGACGGGCAGCUGGUACCUGAGCCUGCGCUCCCUCUGCGCCACGGAGCACGGGUUCGAGCCCUGCGCCAACGUGACGGCUGAGGUCUACCUGCGCGCCUACCUCUCGCCCUGCAUCGACGACUGCGGCAUCUACGGGCAGUGCAAGCUGCUGCGCACCAACAACUACCUGUACGCUGCCUGCGAGUGCAAAGCAGGCUGGAAUGGCUGGGGCUGCACGGACAACGCUGAGGCCUUCUCCUACGGCUUCCAGCUCCUCUCCACGCUGCUGCUGUGCCUCAGCAACGUCAUGUUCGUGCCUCCCGUGGCCAUCGCCGUUCGCAGCCACUACCUCCUGGAAGCCGCUGUCUACAUCUUCACCAUGUUCUUCUCCACCUUCUACCACGCCUGCGACCAGCCGGGCAUCGUGGUCUUCUGCAUCAUGGAGUACGACGUGCUGCAGUUCUGCGACUUCCUGGGCUCCCUCAUGUCCGUCUGGGUCACCGUCAUCGCCAUGGCCCGUCUCCAGCCCGUGGUGAAGCAGGUGCUGUACCUGCUGGGCGCCAUGCUGCUCUCCAUGGCUCUGCAGAUGGACCGCCACGGCCUCUGGAACCUCCUGGGGCCCAGCCUCUUCGCCUUAGGCAUCAUGGCCAUCGCCUGGACGACUCGCACGAUCCGCCGCCGCCACUGCUACCCGCCGACGUGGAAGCGCUGGGCGUUCUACCUGUGCCCCGGCGCGCUCAUCGCCGCCGCCGCCGUGCUGCUCUACGCCUUCGUGGAGACCGAGGAGAACUACUUCUACAUCCACAGCAUCUGGCACCUGCUCAUCGCCGGCAGCGUGGGCUUCCUGCUGCCGCCGCGCGCCAAGGCCAGCGCGCGCCUGGGGCCGCUGCCCCGCCGCAAGGGCUGCGGCUACCAGCUCUGCGUCAACGAGCAGGAGGAGCUGGGCCUGGUCGACCCCGCCGUGGCCUCCAUCAACAGCAUCUGCACCAGCUGAUGCCACCAUCCCGGACUCCUCAGUGCUGGAAUGCUCCGGCGGGAGGCACGGACAGCAGCCCCGUGCGACCAGGAAGCUGCUUCCUGCCUGCACGGGCUUUGCCCGGUGCUCCAGAUUCCGGGCAGGAUGAGUGCUGUGGGCACCUUGUCCGGGCGCAGCUGCGCUGCCCGUCCGGGAGCACCAGGACUCCUGCGGGUGGGCGCAGAGCCGCCAGUGCCCCCUGUUACUGCAAUUACAGCCUGGCUGAACUUGUUUCCAGGAGUUGCUGUAGUUCGGUCCGGUGCAGGACGGGGGGUCUGGAUGAGGAGGUGGCGCUGGGGGUGCCGGAGCAGCCCUGGCCGGGCUGGUGCCCUCCUGGCCAUGCUCACCUCUUCUCCGGGCAUCUGGAGACCUGACUGGGGAUGGAGGAAUGGGAUUCCUGGGCUGCGGGUGUCAUACGGGUCCCUCAGCACCAGCCUCGGGUUGGGGCUCCCUGGACUGUGUCUGUCUAGGGCUUGGAGCCAUGAGGGGCGUUUGCAGGGCAGACUGGAACAUGAUCCGUCUGUGCUGCUAUGGAACGGCCCUCACAGCCCGAGGACGUGGA